Plectropomus leopardus (leopard coralgrouper) is the source of this 1720-nucleotide messenger RNA. RefSeq names its product proteasome 20S subunit alpha 6a (gene psma6a). Lineage: Eukaryota; Metazoa; Chordata; Actinopteri; Perciformes; Serranidae. Gene Ontology annotation, cellular component: proteasome core complex, alpha-subunit complex; proteasome core complex. Gene Ontology annotation, biological process: ubiquitin-dependent protein catabolic process. The record is from RefSeq and is a predicted model, not a curated record.
UGUAGAUGUUGGCCAUGUUUUGGCUCUGUUGCCUCACAGUUUAGUUUCAGCUUCAGUCUUCACCUUUUUUUUCUCAGUUAUAUCAAGCCGUCAUGUCUCGGGGAUCAAGUGCAGGGUUUGACCGACAUAUCACCAUCUUCUCUCCGGAAGGACGACUCUACCAAGUCGAGUAUGCCUUCAAAGCCAUCAACCAGGGAGGGCUGACGUCUGUAGCGGUCAGAGGGAAAGACUGUGUUGUGGUUGUCACACAGAAGAAAGUCCCGGACAAGCUUUUGGAUGCCGAAACAGUCACGCAUCUGUACAGAAUUACAGAGAACAUUGGCUGUGUUAUGACCGGCAUGACUGCUGAUAGCAGGUCUCAGGUGCAGAGGGCACGGUAUGAAGCAGCAAACUGGAUGUAUAAGUAUGGCUAUGAGAUACCUGUGGACAUGUUGUGCAAACGCAUUGCGGACAUCUCCCAAGUCUACACACAGAAUGCUGAGAUGAGGCCGCUAGGCUGCUGCAUGAUAGUGAUCGGACUGGAUGAAGAGUUGGGUCCGCAGCUGUAUAAAUGUGAUCCAGCUGGUUAUUAUUGUGGCUUUAAGGCCACAGCAGCUGGGGUCAAGCAGACGGAGGCCACCAGCUUCCUAGAGAAGAAAGUCAAGAAGAAACUGGAUUGGACCUAUGAGCAGACCAUAGAGACGGCUAUCUCAUGUCUGUCAACUGUCCUGUCCAUCGACUUCAAGCCCUCAGAACUGGAGGUGGGAGUUAUAACUACAAAAGACCCUAAAUUCAAGAUUCUGUCAGAGUCUGAGAUCGAUGUCCACCUGGUGGCUUUGUCUGAGAGAGAGUGAGGAAAGCUGGCAACCAUGCUGCAGCCGACUCUGAAAAGGAUGAACUGUAACACCAGAAAACCCCGACUCCUCCGCACAAAGGUCUCGCCGAGAAGGAAGAUAAAGGAGGAGCUGGUAUCAUCUUGUUCAGAGGAGGUGGUACUACAGUAAGGCUGAGACAAACGCAAACGAUGAACAGUAAAGACCUUAUUACCAGGUGGGUACUCAUCCAUCUGCACUGGCACUUAACCCUCUUCCAUCCUCUCUGGUCAUAACUGGACACUAUUAUCCACAUAUUGACCCCUCCUGCAUUUCCCUUUUAACCACACUGAGACAUCGUCACUGCAGACAGAUGCCAAAUGUCACAGAGCCUGGAAAGAUGCUGGACAUUCAAAUCAGUCCACCAUAUGACACAUCAGUGUGAUACGCUCCUUUCUCUGAAUAGAGCUCAGCCCAAAUGACUUCAGUUGAUGAGUGUGACGUGAGCAGAUUGAACGAUAGGGGUGUGGUAACACUACAAGUACAGCACAAUACCUCUUAAUACCUCUUACUAUUACAGACUUGGUGGUCCUGUAGCUUCUGGAGUCACCAAUAUUUACUCAGGGCUGCCACAUUGUGUUUCUCUCUCAUUUUACUAAUCUGCUUUCGAGUGUCCCCUCUCUGCUGUCUUUAUUUCCAGGAUGAUGUUAAUGCUCUGAUGUACUUUGUGAUAACCCAGGGAACAGCUGUGGGAGUUCCUCCAUUACGACAGUCAUCAGUGUCACACCCCUGUUUAGGUCUGCUCAGGUCAACGUCAACGGGAAUUCAGUAAUGAUUUCACUCUCUCCUUCUUGUGUCUUGAUCCUCCCCUCCACUGUCAUUGCUGUACAUUACUGCACUUCUAUUAAACGCAAUGUUUUUACCAAAUA